GUUAAGUAAUUCGACUAACAUAUUUGGUGUAGUAGCUCGACUAACAUAUUUGGUGUAUCGAGUUUAGUAACUCGACUAACAUAUUUGGUGUAAGUAAGUCCACAUUAGUUUCCUGUGAAUUUCGGAAUGGCGGUAUGGAGACGAUAGUUAGCGGCCUGCGCCGUUUGGGCGUUGACAGUUUCCGUCUAUGACCUUGAACUUACUUAUUGACAAGCCCAUGCAUGUCGUUAUAAGGUAUGGGCGUGGCAUUCUACAUAAGACAGGUUCAAUGUGUGUGCAUUGUCAAUUUAAAGCGUCCCAGAGAUGCCAGGUGGUAUUGUUCAAAAAUAACCGUGAGUGUUAACACUUUGGUUUAACUGGUUCAACGCGCAAAGAGCGCCACCGGUGGACACGUGAUCAGGUGGCAAGUUUCCACAUAUUAGACAACAUAAUGUCUAUUUUAUAAAUUAUCCUGGCUAUUUCUCCUUAACAAAAUUAUGAAUUUGGAAGUUCCCCAAUUAUCGGCAAAACGCAAUGCUCAAUGAGUUGCUAACAUCAGUCUGAACGUGUCCCCACUUGUUGGUGGUGGAGGAGAAAUACUCUCCUAUGUCACUUAAAUAGGGCGGUCUAUAUUUGGGGGUCUUUUAAAAUGUUAACACUUUAUUUCUGAUAUUUAUCAAACUCGAUGAUGAUAAUUAUCAAACUAGAAGAUAAUAUUAAUCAAAUUAUAAUAUCUUGUUCAGAGUCUGAGAACAUUAUCGGAAUCGGUGAUUAAAGGCGAUAAAAUUAUUUUGCUGCCCUCUCGGACACUACUUCUCAACUAAGAGCAAUAUUUUUUUUUUUUUCUUUAAUUUAUUUUCUGUUUUUUCUGUUAUUUGCUCGCUGACAAAGGCUUCCUGCCAACACGUUCGUUGUUUUGUUGCGUUCCUUUUUUCACGUUUAACCUUACUUUGUUUAACUCAUUUCCUAUUUUGCUAACCUGACCGCAGUCUCUUCCCUUAUUACCCUUAUUAUUGCAGUAUGGUGCGACGCCAUUUCUACAAUGAGACAUGUACGAACAAGCUCGAUUUUCCCCCAACCAAGCCCACCACCCUUCCAAACAUAGCCCACCACCCUCCCAAACCAAGCCCACCACAUGCCCAAACCAAACCCACCACCCUCCCAAACCAUGCCCACCACCUUUCCAAACCAAGCCCACCACCCGCCCAAACCAAGCCCGCCACCCUCCCGCCACACGCCCAAACCAAACCCACCACAUGCGAAAAGCAAGGUUACCACCCGCCCUGCCCCUACCCAACCUAACCACCCCAAGCAAAUGUGGUUUUACUGUAACUAUUACCGCUCCUCGCCGGAAUACCACUAAAAUAUUACUAGCACAAUAUCCUGGUUAUGUAUAGUUUAGCGUAAACAACAUUUUGUCAACCGCUCAGGCCCAUCGACCAGUGUGGAGUUAAGAAUCCAUUGACUGUAUUUAUCCUACUACUUAAACACGCAGUUAUUAAAUGUCCCCCACACACACACGCACCAAUGAUCUCCUUAUCCGAAGAUACCUCUACCCCUGUAUAUAAACAGACGCUGGGGUCGUCGUAUGGGCCCUGAAACCCCCUGCGACUACGAGGCCCUCGGAUAUUUAAAGGACCCAAAGGUGUGAUGUGGAAAAAUAUUUAGACUAUCAACGUUGAAUUCUGUGGCCACACAAUCAAAAAGUGGCAGGGGAUCUUCCAAAGACAGCUCUGAACGCACGUAACGAGAACCUCUGUAUCCAGCAACAAAUCUACCCCUCCUUCCAAUGGGCGAACGAAAUUAGCUCAAAUAAUUUACUCCUAAACAUGGGGAGCGGUGGAUAUUUAGCAAUGUUUAUGAAACCUGAUUUUGGUUUGAUUUUCUACUUUAUUUAGCUAGUUUCUGGUAGCACACAAAUGACGUAUUGCAAUUUGGGUCACAGUAUAUCUUUCAUUAAGUCACUAUGUGGUAUCACCCCCCAAAAAAAACACAUCUUCACAAAACCUUUGGAUCCCAUAGAUUAAACAAAUCCAGUUGCCUAUUCCUUAUACCCAACAUGGGCAAUAGCCUUUUGUUUUAAUCACAAAGGUGACCAUCAAGCCACAUCAAAUGCCACCUUUCAUGAAAUAUUCAAAUCUCCGCUAAAUACGUGUAGUAUGAGUAAGAAAAGUUAUUAUAAUGACAGUCUGGCCACAAUAAAUUUAAGUACAAAUAAAGGGGAACACUUUUUUGUUCUUUUAUUAAACAAAUUCUAUUUUAAAAUCCCUAUGUUACAUCAGCUGCACUAUGGUUUAAAACUCGGCCACAAAGCACACCGCAGUUGAGCACAAUGAUUAGCAUUUUUAAGUCAGGAACGAUCCGUGCCCGUAAGAUUCAAAACUGGAGAAAAAAAGUUAACUCAAACGUUAGAGUGAAAUGUUUUAACCAAAUAUUUCAAAUUUGGGAGAUCUUUAAACAAAAGAUAUCGCCACGUUUCACCAAAUAAAGCUUAAUGUUAUGCUAUCUUAAUUGUAUGAUAUAUCAACCUUAAAGUUGUGAUAUAUCAACCUUAAUGUUAUGAUAUUUCAACCUUAAUGCCUAUGAUAUCUCAACCUUUUCAAAAUACUCUGGUCAGCUUCCAGAUACGAAAUUAAAGAAUGUCAGACUAUGAUGAGAAGGCUUUAUUGUUCUUUCACCUGGCCGAUGUGGACGGCAACGGCAGCAUCACACUGAAAGAACUGGUGGAUGUGCUGCACAAAGCUGGGGACAACAGCAGUGAGGCUGACGUUAAGGUUGGUGAUAAGGCGUUUUAGUUGGGCCAUGAGUUAUCUACCGAGACUUCGCUCAGAUCAGUGAUUGGCUGGAGAGGAUUAGAGAAGAUAAGAGCGUCUUAGGUUAAACUUCUUGAUGAUUAAUAUAUAUAUUGUUAAAUCUUUUUGGGAUUAAUUUGACGUACACAUAGUUAAAAAUAACAUAACUAAGAAUAGUUAUAUUUAACAUUUUGGCAAAAAUUAUCAUAGGAAGAUUUAUACAGAUACAGAGGGUCUUUCGAAUAGUUGGAUCUCAUAAAUAGAUAAUUUAUUUAAGUAAUCUUAGGAGCUGGCAAUUGUUUUAACGCUUUUCAUAAUUUAAAGAUGCAUUAUAUAAUGAUUUAUUAAGUUUUGAACAAAACAAAAACAAAAAACAAACAAACAAAAAACUACCAGGUAAAAAAUGAUGAACCAACGAAUAUAUUAUUUCAGGCACUUUUCGGCACCAUUGACACAAAUCAAGAUAAUAAAAUUACAUUAGAGGAGCUUAAAGAAGUGCUGGCCAAACAAGAUCCUAAGAAGAAACGGUAAGGACUAGUCACCAUUUUAUCGUAAAUAACAAGUAAUUUUAAUUAAAACAUUAACUAUUUUUUCACAAAAUGAAAAUGUCAAACCAUUGAAAUCUGUGCGGUGAAAGAAAAAGAAACGAACCUUGGUUUAAGUCCUAGUGCAUUUCUCCUAGCUCAGAGUGGGUAAAUUAACGGACAUUACGUUAAAAUUAAACCCAAACUGUUGUCCGUAUAAGUCUGUAAGAACUUAACGAUGUCUGGCAAAUGAAUAGUAGUAAUAUUAUCAAAAGCUUUUAAAGAGAAGUGAACCGUGAAAUCUAAUUUUUUUUUAACGAUAAGAGUAAUAGGCAGGGAGAAAUUAAACAGAGUAGAAUGCCAUACAGUAACGUUAUAAAGUAGGCUCGUCUGGGGAAGGGGGGGGGUCGUUAUAUGGCAUAGACUCGUAGACAAAUAGUCAUGUGCAUUGUGGAAAAAUUUUUGAUUCAUAAUUUCAACAUUUUUUUCAUGAAAAUGUGUCUUACAAAUAUUUUUCCUUUAAUAAAAUAAAGAUAUUUACAGAUUUAUAAUAUGUUAAUACGGUGACGUUGGAGCUCAUUAUAUUUUAUCGAUUGAUCAACUCUGACAUGGUUUCAUAUAUCAAGUUAUUACAGAUAUCUCACGAUAUUUUUCUUUUAUGUUAACAUUCUUUCAGAGAGUAUGCGCUUCGUGCAGCUUUUAAAGAGAUCGACACUGAUGGUUCCGGUUUUAUCACGAAACAAGAGCUGGAGUCUUUUCUUGCUAACCAGGGUGUUGAUGAUGACGUGACAGAGUUCAUUGCCCUCGCUGACAAGGACGGUGAUGGGCGUAUCAAAUUUGAGGAGUUUCUUUCUGUGUUGUCUUGAAAUGAUUUUAUUUAAUCACGAUUGGCUUCCCCUUGGAACGAUGCGGCAUAAUGUUAGAAAUAUUGCAUGACUCAUAAGUGCUGUGACUACACCGUGUUAAAAGUCACCCUGACCUCCCAAAGUCUAAGUUCUAUUCAGACAUUUUUUUUUUUUAACAACUGAAAUCUAAAUCAACCAAUUUUCUCCAAUGUUUGUUCGAAUAAAGAGUUAACAUAUUUAUUUCUCUUGUAGUUAAUUAAUUAUCAUCUGCUGGUUUUAUUUUAUUUGAACAUUUCCGGUGUGAGUCUAGCUUUGCAUUUAAGAAAAUUCAUUUUUCAAAUUUUAAAAAAAUUUUUUUUUUUCCUUGAAAAUUAUGCUUUAAUACCUUGCAUUUGAUUCUAUCGUGGAUGGAUUUUUUUAAAAUGUACACAGCUGAAUGUCCUUUGAUAUUUAAAAACUGAUGUUGCUUUGACUGCAUGUUGACUUUAUCUAUUGUAUGUUAAAAAUAUAUAAUUAAACACAUUUUUAUUGAGUUUUAUGAAUCAUUUAUUAAAUACAUUCAAGUGCUCUUUAUUUUGUGAAAAUAUGGUGACUUGGUUUUGAAGAAUAAAUGGAUACAAGAAAA
Lymnaea stagnalis (great pond snail) is the source of this 4765-nucleotide messenger RNA. The record is from the annotation of a GenBank genome assembly. Lineage: Eukaryota; Metazoa; Mollusca; Gastropoda; Lymnaeidae.